Messenger RNA from Desarmillaria tabescens, 1080 nucleotides. RefSeq lists its product as uncharacterized. Lineage: Eukaryota; Fungi; Basidiomycota; Agaricomycetes; Agaricales; Physalacriaceae. The transcript is spliced from 5 exons. Gene Ontology annotation, biological process: carbohydrate metabolic process. The coding region runs from base 1 to 1080 and encodes 359 amino acids. The record is from RefSeq and is a predicted model, not a curated record.
AUGAAUGGAGGCAUAUUACUUGCUUUGGCGGUCGCGCCGAUGACAUUCGCUACGGACCCCUUUGCCCUUUCUCCUGGCUUUGACAUCGCAUCGGUUGCGGCUCUUGCAGAAUCUCUUCCCUCACAUUCCUGGGAAUUCGACACCGCAUCUGAAGCACUUCUCGAACUCUACAACCCGAACAUGUCCGUCUAUGGCCAGACUCCUUUACCAGCCGAGUCGUACUUGCCUUCAUCCGUCAAGGCGCUCGCGUACGCCAAAGAGAAUAUUGUAUUGAGUGUUGGAGCUAAUGGAUUGAGCAAUGGCGAUGGUGCGGUUGGGGAUCCGGCGAGCUUGGGCGUGUUUGCCUGGUUGAUUGGGAAGACGAACGAAUCCUAUGCGGAGGCAUUCCGGGAGGAAAUAGAAUAUGUCGCUGAACUCUGGAGCGAUUUCAUCUACAUGGCGCCUCCCUUCAUCGCAUACUAUGCCGCUGACACGUUGAACGUAUCUCUUCUCCACGAGUCGUAUAAACAAUGUGGAUAUUAUCGUGAAGUACUGCAAGCUACUAAUAUUUCUAGCGAGUCCUACGAUGGUGUAUGGAUGCACAUCAUCGGCCCGCAGAGCCAGGACGUUGGAUUGUGGAGCACAGGGAAUGGCUGGGCGGCUGGAGGAAUGGCUCGUGAAGCAAUCGAUAACUUGACGAAGUGGAUCAAGGAAAUCGUUGACGGCAUUAUGGGAUCCCCAACCACCGAAGGAUUGGUCCGGAAUUACGUCGACGACAUACGAGGAGACGGUCACGGGUUUGGCGAGAUCAGUGGUACAUCGAUGAUCGCCUCCGUUAUCUAUCGUAUGGCUGUCUUGCAGCCCGAGUCUUUUAAUCAGACGUAUAUCUCAUGGGCUGAUGACGUUCGGGCCACUCUUUCUGGGAAUGACACUGAAGGAAACCCACAUGUUACUGCAAAUGGGACCGUCACGCCUGCUGUUAAUCCACUAGGGUGGCUUGAUACUGAGCCAUGGACUGCUGGAAGCCCGGAAGGACAAUGUUUUGUGGUUCUCAUGUACGCUGCUUGGAGGGAUUGCGUUUACGCUGGAAAGUGUGAAUAA